Eubalaena glacialis (North Atlantic right whale) is the source of this 4314-nucleotide messenger RNA. RefSeq names its product ankyrin and armadillo repeat containing (gene ANKAR). The record is from RefSeq and is a predicted model, not a curated record. Gene Ontology annotation, molecular function: protein binding. The transcript has 22 exons. NCBI's taxonomy places the organism in Eukaryota, Metazoa, Chordata, Mammalia, Artiodactyla, Balaenidae. The coding region runs from base 16 to 4314 and encodes 1432 amino acids.
UAGAAUUAAUUAGAAAUGUUAAGAUUGCCCAAAAAAGGAGCACCUAGAUUUGAUCAAAUUCAAGAUGAAGAAACUUACCUGGAGAAUUUAGCAGUACAGAGAAAUGCUUCUGCUUUUUUUGAAAAAUAUGAUCGGAGUGAAGUACAAGAGUUGCUAACUACUGCACUAGUUAGCUGGUUGUCUGCCAAAGAAGAUGUCCACUCUCAACUAGACAGCCCGUGUGGAAUUAUGAGUCAAAUAAAUAAUGUAGCCUUCUCCACAGCAAUCCUACUGACUCCUGUAGACCCUACUGCCCUCUUAGACUAUAGAGAAGUCCAUCAAAUCAUAAGGGAAUUGGCUGUUGGAAUUUAUUGCUUAAAUCAAAUUCCUUCAAUCAGUUUAGAAGCUAAUUAUGAUCAGAGUUCUUCUUGUCAAUUACCUCCAGCUUAUUAUGAUACCAGAAUUGGGCAAAUUCUGAUCAAUAUUGACUACAUGUUGAAAGCACUAUGGCAUGGAAUAUAUAUGCCCAAAGAAAAACGAGCUAGAUUCUCUGAAUUGUGGCGUACCAUCAUGGACAUUGAUCCAGAUGGGAAGCCUCAAACAAAUAGAGAUAUUUUUGCAGAGUUUAGUUCAGCAGGUUUGAUAGAUAUUACAAAGGAUCCAGACUUUGAUGGCAUCUAUGACGAAGACAUGAAUGAAGAUCCAACAUAUAAUCCCGAUAGCCCUGAAGAAAAAGCUGUAUUUAUGAAACAUGCUGAAAAUAUUCUACUAAAGUUGACAUUCAGUACCACACAAGUUCAACAGUGUGAAAAUGUUUUUAUAUUUGAAACAGCCUAUUGGCUUACUAAUGCUGUAAGAUAUAAUCAGGAUUAUCUUGACAUUUGUACCUACCAGAGAUUACAGCAAAGGUUAUAUCUUCAAAAAAAGAUUAUUCAAAAACACUUUGAGAAGAAAAAAGAAAUCAGGAAAGGGAUAGGAUACCUAAAAUUAAUAUGUUUUCUGACUCCAUUUCUACUGAGUUUAAAAAAGAAGAUGAAAGUUCCAUAUUUAAGUAGUCUGCUUCAGCCUUUUUCAGAUGACAAGGUCAAGACAGAGCGAGAAUUGCCUCCAUUUAUUUAUGGACGAGAUUUUAAAUGCCAGAAUUUUCACUACAAAGAGGAUCAGUAUUUUCAUGUUCAUGGAGGAAUUGAAUUUGAUAUCAGCACUCCUUCAAUCGAGAAUGCUUUGGAAGAUUUUAAGAACAAUUUAGAAAAAAUACGGGAUUGUGCUGCUAAUACAUUUGCAGAAGAUUCAGGAUACAAAGAAUAUUACUCAAUACCAGUCAUGAAAUUAAAUGGAAAAAGCUACUAUGUGAUCAGUUUUGAACUUGAAACUUUCUAUCAGCAACUAUAUAAGACACAGUGGUGGGGAGCCAUAAAUGAAAUAGUGAACAAUCUGAGACUGAAAAGACUUCCACUGACAGAUGCUCAAUUACAUGAACAAUUUAAGAAAAAAUUUGGUUUCAAAAAAGCUAUGAAAUGCAAGAGUAUCCCAUUUGGUAUGAAGUCUGCUGUUGAAAGAGGAUUAUCUGCUGUUUUCCAUACAUUUAGCCGUAAAACUUCAAGUUCGACGAUCAAUGUUUCAGAUGAGGCAGGUUAUGCUAUUUUCCAUCAAGCUGCUCUACACAACAGAGUUCCAAUCAUAUGUCAACUGUGCAACGCCAACUUCAAUGUCAACCAGAGAUGCUUUAUUAUACUUAACCAAGGUCCAACACCUCUACACCUGGCAGCACAGGCUUGCUCAUUAGAAACAACCAUCUGUCUACUGUGUUUCAAAGCUGAUUACACACUUUCUGAAAAAAGAGGCUGGAUGCCAAUUCACUUUGCUGCUUUCUAUGACAAUAUCUGCAUCAUAAUUGUUCUCUGUAGGAAGGAUCCUAGUUUACUAGAAGCUGAGGCAACAGCUGAGAAUCAGUGUACUCCACUGUUACUUGCUGCCACUUCGGGAGCACUGGACACUAUUCAGUACCUACUUUCUCUUGGAGCUAACUGGAGAAAAACAGAUAUUAAAGGAAAUAAUAUAAUUCAUUUAGCAGUGCUAACCUUUCACACGGAGGUUCUCAAGCAUGUAAUAGAGUUAAAUAUUCCUGAGCUCCCAGUUUGGAAAACUUUGGUAGAAAUGUUGCAGUGCGAAAGCUAUAAACGAAGGAUGAUGGCUGUCAUGUCUUUAGAAGUAAUCUGCUUAGCAAAUGAUGAAUACUGGAAAUGUAUUUUGGAUGCAGGCACCAUUCCUGCCUUAAUCAAUCUAUUAAAAGGUUCCAAAAUAAAAUUACAGUGCAAAACAGUUGGGUUAUUGAGUAAUAUCUCAACCCAUGCAAAGAUAGUGCAUGCUCUAGUAGAAGCAGGAGCCAUUCCAGCUUUGAUCAACCUACUGGUUUCUGAUGAACCCGAACUACACUCUCGGUGUGCUGUCAUUCUACAUGAUAUUGCUCAACUUGAAAACAAGGAUGUUAUUGCCAAAUAUAAUGGAAUUCCAGCUCUGAUAAAUCUUUUGAACUUAGACAUAGAAAGCGUGCUAGUAAAUGUGAUGAACUGUCUACGGGUAUUAUGUAUGGGAAACAAAAACAAUCAAAGAGCAGUGAGAGACCAUAAAGGCAUCCCAUAUCUUAUCACAUUUCUGAGUUCUGAUUCAGAUGUGUUGACAGCUGUAUCUUCUGUUACAAUUGCUGAGGUUGCACGUGACAAUAAGGAAGUUCAGGAUGCUAUGGCUAUGGAAGGAGCCAUUCCUCCUCUGGUGGCUCUUUUUAUAGGAAAACAACUUAGUGUUCAAGUGAAGGGUGCAAUGGCUGUGGAAGCACUGGCAAGUUACAACCCUGCUAUUCAGAGAGCAUUUCUGGAAAAAUCAUUAAGUAAAUAUCUUUUAAAACUCCUCAAGGCAUUUCAAAUAGACGUUAAGGAACAAGGAGCUGUAGCACUUUGGGCUUUGGCAGGACAAACACUAAAACAACAAAAGUAUAUGGCAGAACAGAUUGGAUACAACUUUAUAAUAAAUAUGCUUUUAUCACCAUCAGCUAAAAUGCAGUAUGUUGGAGGUGAAGCAGUCAUAGCGCUAAGUAAGGACAGCAGGAUACACCAAAAUCAAAUAUGUGAAGGGAAUGGAAUUGCACCACUGGUUCGCUUACUAAGGAUUAGUAAAAUAGCUGAAGGAACACUUCUGAGUGUCAUCAAAGCAGUGGGAUCCAUCUGUAUUGGUGUCGCCCAUACAAGCAAUCCCAUUAGUCAACAAUUUGUUGUAGAAGAAAAUGCCUUUCCAGUACUUAUCCAACUACUGAGAAAUCACCCUUCUCCUAACAUUAAGGUUGAAGUGGCAUUUUCCUUGGCAUGCAUUGUCCUAAGGAAUGAUCAGUUACAGAAUGAAUUACAAGAAAAUGAAGGAUUUAAUUAUGCUGAUGUCCUUUAUCUUUUUCACUCACAAGAUAAGGAUAUUUGUUUAAGAGCAGGCUAUGCGUUAACCCUUUUUGCCUUCAAUAGUCGCUUUCAACAAUACUUAAUAUUGGAAAGUGGAAUAAUGACCAUAUCAACUUUUGAACCUUUUCUUGAAUCAACAUUUGAAACUGAGAAGGCAAUGGCAGCUUUUCAGAUUAUUAUAUUAGCUAAAGUCAUUAUAGAUGUGGACCACAUUACUUUGACUGCAAGAGGUGUUACUAUUUUAGUUGAUAGUCUAUAUUCAGUUCAUUCCACUACUAUUGUCUUGACAGGGAAUUUAAUAGCUACCCUGGCUCAUUCUAGAGCUGGUAUUCCAGAAGCAUUUACCACAUUAGGGACAAUCCAACGGCUCUGCUAUCAUUUGUACUCAAGGCAAGAAGAGGUUCGCAUGGCUUGCUCCAGUGCUCUUGGCUACUUAACUUACAAUGCAAAUGCUUUCCGAAUCUUAUUAAAGGAAUGCAGGAAUAAGCCUAAUCAGUUCCUUCGUAUAACAAAGAAUAUCAGCAGAGAUGCAAGUAUAAACCCAGCAUUUUUAAAGGAAUUUCAAAUGCAACAAAGAGUGGGACUUCCUUCCUUAAGUCUGGAGAAAAAUGGAGGACCAUCCAUAAUUCCUGUCUUUAAAAAAGGGAAAGCGCACCGAAGAAAAUUAAAACCCAAAAUUCAACCAAGAGAUUCUUUGACUUUUAUACCUCCUGUAACUAACUUCAUGGGACUCUUCAAAACAAAAAAGACCACUGUUUCUCACAAUAUUUUUUCCUUUUCAUCUGCAAUUUCAUCAGAUAUCACAACUGUAUCAAGACCAAGAAUAGUGCUUUUGAGCCAACUUGGGAAACAUGUACAGAAAGCUAAUCCGGAGCCUGCAGAAGGCUAA